AACAAUUUUUUGGUAUAACUACAGUUUGAAUUAUUUUAUACAAUUUUCGUUUAAAUAUAGAAACUUUUUUCGUUGGAAUUCGUAGGAAAAUGCAACCCGAAAACUUAUAAUUAAAUUUCAUGAUGUUGGUACAAUAAGAGAAUAGUGUCACUCUGGUAGAAUAUCCUUACACUCGAUGAACUUUUGAGAUUAUAUAAUUAUUCGUUAAUGUUCCCUUUGAAGGUUUAUUUUUUCGAUUGCCUGCGUGAACCGAUUGGAUAAAGCAUGGAUACCAUUUGUGAGAAAAACAACCAUGCCUUCUAUUUUCGGCAGAAUUUUAUACCCUGAAUAGGGAUAUUAAGUUUGCAACGAAGUUUGUAAUAUCCAGAAGGAAGCGUUGGAUACCCCAUAAUAUACAUAGUACAUAUGUAAAUGAUCAGCAUGACGAACUGAGUCGAUUUAGUCAUGGCCGUCUGUCUGUAUAUACUCGAACUAGUCCCUCAGUUUUUGAGAUAUCGAUCUGAAAUCAUGCACACGUCCUUUUCUUAAAAAAAAGUUGCUAUUUGUCGGAAUCGGCAUAUAACUGCCAUACAAACUGAACGAUCGGAAUUAAGUCAUUGUAUGGAAAACUUUUUUAUUUGACGUGAUAUCUUCACGAAAUUUAACAUGGGUUAUUGUCCAAAGCAUUGGUACAAUCUUUGAAGAAGUUUUUCAAUAGUUCAUGUAAGGAAUCUUUUGAAUUUGUGAAGGGCUUAAUAGCUUCGGUGUAACCGAAUUUAACGAUUUUUUCUUGUUAUGCUAUACAAAAUAUACCUGUUAAGAUAUUGCACCGCGCUGCAAACGCUUGUCUGCACAUUUGGAACAGAUGCUCGCCAAGAUACGCAUUCGUUCAUAUGGGUUUAUGCAUGUGGGUGUGUAGGUGUACAAGUAGCAUUCUGACACCUUAUUCAUAGCUGGUUCCUGUGUAUGUGCGCUUGUUUCAGACGGCUUCUAGGCCCGUGAUUAUACAGGUAUACCAGUUGCGUGCUGCAUUGGAGUAGUGGCUGAGACGGUUGCAAUGGUGGAAGUGACAGCGACAGCGUCAACGGCAACAACAACAAGGCUUCACUGUUCCUAAGUACCUGCUGCCGUAACUGCGAACCAACACCGUAAAGCACAAUCAGUAUCGGAAUUGUUAUUAAAGCUGUUUCACUACUUUAGCCUAAAACAGCAAGCGUUAAACUAACAACAACAACCAAGUCCGUUAGUCUAACAACAACUAACCAAACAAUACGAUGAGCGAGCAGCGAGUGGAAAAUUGAGUUGCCUGUGGCGGUGGUGCAAUAAAUGCAUUGCGUCGGUGGUUUGGCCGACUUACGGUGUUUGCCCGCGCAACCGAAUGAGUGCGGAACGAUUAGGAAGAACAACAGAAAGAGGUGUGCUACAGAGCAUUGGGACGCAAAUUGGAUGAGCAUGAAGGUGCGCUCUCAGCUCGCUGCUCGUGCGGUGAGCGCCAUACAAUCGCAAAAUAAACAGCAAGUGCUUCGAAUGUCGUGUCAGGCGCGGGGGGAGCUGCGGUAUAAUCAAACAGCACAUGAGAAGGCCCACUCCAAACCUGUUGACCUAAUUUUGAAUCGUGCGUCGUCUCGCUUCAAACAUUGGCGCGUUGGCGUUUUCACUCAGUUUACGAUUACCACACAUCGGUCGCAUCGCUCUCUGUUACAACACAGCCCAAAAGAGCGAGAGCAUGGCAAUUGCUGUGGAGCGCACUGGCGAGUUGUGCACGAGUAGCUCGCUGAGUGCUGACUACGUAUAUAAACUGGGAGCGUUUAGCUUUGGAGAUGAUUACCGCCUGCAGCUUUAGUUAUGGCGCAGCUGACACUGAUGUUCGCGCUGCCGGCGUCGCUGCGUCGCUUUCGUCUAAAGUGGUAUUCCCUGACACACUACUGCCUGUGUACUUGCAUUGUGCGAUACUUUGGAUUCAGUCUAUGUGUUGUGUUGUGCCGAAAAGCAAAACAUUAGAAUCGAAGACGCGAUACACGCGUACCUGCGUUCACCGAAAACGCCAUCGCUUCUAGUCGUUCAUCGAACGCAUUCGUUCCAUCGUCGAUUCGGUUGUUUGUCGCACGCAUAAGCGCAUCUGUGAAGAACGCGGUGGCGUAGAAAUAUACACACAUACGCAGUUUCGAGUACAUGAGUGCAUGGAUUAUUUUGUGGAUUGUGCAAUAAAGUUAUGAAAAUAAUCGCUGAAGACACAACAAGUACAAUCAACAUCCAAGUAAUGAAAAAUUGCAAACUUCUUCUGGCCUGACAUCAGUUUUAUGUGAGAUAAAUGGCUGAAACUAUAAGUGCAGCCGCCGGUAUGGAGAUGACAUUAAAGGACAGCGGGAUAAUUGACAUGACACCCGGUAGUUUGAUGCAACACAGUGCGUUAGUCAAGCAUACUCAUGCGCUACGUAGCUUGAAGGAAUGCAGCGCGGAUGAACAGCCAGUGGCCUUGGAUAGUACGGCACGCGCAAAUAGUACACCACCAACGAAUUACACCACAUCCACAAGCACGCCGAAUCCGCCCGCUAUGGCGACAUUUCGUUGUGAACGUUGCGACCAUUUCGAGACUACUUCUAGGGCAUCGCUACUAUUACAUGUCGUCCAGUGUUUGUCUAAUCAUGCGCGCCUCAAAACCGAAGAACCUGAAUUGGAGAAUCUAAGUGUAGUCGGUUCGGUGAUGCCCCAUGCAGACCAAAAUGCUGGCAACAGCAACGAUGUCACCAAAUUGGUACCGGAUACGGCAACGGCAAAUAAUGUUCCCACAAAUAUGUCGGUGGUCACAACGAAUGGCAAUGCCAGCAGUCCAACUGCAUCAUCGUCUUCGUCGUCUUCAUCCCGUAAAGUUUUUGAAUGUGAUGUUUGCAAUAUGAAAUUCUCAAAUGGCGCAAAUAUGAGACGGCAUAAGAUGCGCCACACUGGUGUCAAGCCUUACGAAUGCCGUGUCUGUCAAAAGAGAUUUUUCCGCAAAGACCAUUUGGCGGAACACUUUACAACGCACACGAAAACUCUUCCAUACCACUGUCCCAUAUGUAACCGUGGCUUCCAGCGCCAAAUCGCUAUGCGCGCUCAUUUCCAAAACGAGCAUGUCGGCCAACACGACCUCGUUAAAACCUGUCCAUUGUGCAGCUAUAGAGCAGGUUCUAUGAAAUCGCUAAGGAUUCACUUUUUCAACAGACAUGGUAUAGACCUUGAUAAUCCGGGACCGGGUGGUUCCUCAUCAUUACUGCUCGCCUUGGAGUCACAAGCAUCACAAGUAGCAGCUGCCGCAGCCGCUGCCAGUUUCGUACCGGGCCUGAAUGCUGUGGCUGCAGCUGCUGCUGCGGCAAGCCAGAAUGCCAACUCGAGCAUGGCGACGACCCAUCAGAGCGAUAGUGGCGAGUCGAUGCGCUCUCUGGAGAAUGCCACACCGCCCAUGCACUUUUUGACGCCGCAUGUGGAAAUUUCAACCCUGUCCGACAAUGGAACCGAUUUGUUCAAUGUAACAUGGAAUGCGUUGCUAAAUUGCAAAUUGGGGAAAUCCACUGAUGCGGCGUUUUUAUGUGCAUUUGAUUUGCAGGGGAACGCCAAUACCGCAACCGGAGUGGAACUGAUGGAGACGAAGAGCAGCGGUCGAGGCGAGCGGGAUGCAGUCGUUGGAAAUAAGUCACCAGCGCCACCACCACCUCAAGAACAUCCGAUCGAUUGUAAUACCAAAUCGUUGCCUUCAAGCACCAGUCAUGUCGGUGUGCAGUUGAAUGCUUGCCCUUCCCCAAAAACCCAUCACCACGAGAACCACAUCACACCAUCCAUCAGUUUGAUACCAAUCAAGCAGGCGAGUGAACCAGUAGGGGAGGAUUUAUCAACGGAUGCUAAUAAGAGCGGCACCAAAUGCCCAACCACACAAUGCGAACAAAUGAAUGGCGGUGACUGUAGUGAAUCGGAAUUCUCGUCUCCGAACGGCAGAUUAACUUCGUUAAUUAAGGUAUCCCCACUGAAGUCCUUGUUAAGAGAGGACCUCAAACGACGCAUUUGCGCCAAAGCCAAUAAUCGCAUCACCCGCAAUGCAGCUGUUUUGGACAACAACAAUGUCGUGCAAACAGGCAGCAUUACCGGCACCACAAGCAACACCUCUUCCUGCAACUCCACUCCCAUAUGCAAUGGUACGAUCACCUCAACCGGCCAAGAGACCGAACCAAACCUGCUAAGUCGCAAGCAAAUACUCACAUGUUUAUUCUGUGGCAUCGAGUUUCCAGACGAAACACUGUACUUCCUGCACAAGGGCUGUCACUGCGAGAGUAAUCCGUGGAAGUGCAACAUUUGCGGCGAACAGUGCAACAACGUCUAUGAAUUCAAUUCUCAUUUGUUGAGCAAAAGCCACCAAUAGCAACCAAUUAGCCUUACAACCGCGGCCAAUAUCAACAAUCAAAAGUAGAUAACUACAAGCACGGAGGCAUUCAAAAAAUGGAGAAUUGUUGUCAAUAUUUGGCAAUGAAGGGCUUGUUGAACGAGCUUUUUAUAGUGAGACAAAUAACCUACAGCUAGAGGCAAUAUUAAUGGCGAAGGCUCCAAAAGUAUGUAGGUGUAAAUAUAUAAGAAAGUUUAGUGAGUCUUUUUUUUAGAAAAUCAAGCAAGUGGUUCGCUGUAUAACAGUGGCUGCAACAGGCAGGAGCCGUAAGCAUAGUAGAAGCGGAAACUGAAGUCACGAGAUGCAAAAGUGUGUGAUAGUCGAUUGUAACUGAAAGCAAGAACAAAUCAAAAAUAUAAAAUAGUACAUUUACCGAAAUACUUAUGCAAAUUAUCAUAUUUAACGUACAAUUUUCUUAAUUAAAUACAAAUGAGUAAGUUAGAUAAUGACGAGUAUUCGUCAAAGCAAAUCGUUUGCACACGCGUAGAAGCAAUUAUAUCAAGAAAAUACUGUGAAUGCAGAUGAAUGUAUCGAUUAGAAGCGGUGAAGAUAGAGAAAAAACCAAAACACAUGACACCUUCAAUAGGCAAACGAUUUUUUAGAAAUGCAUUUAGAGCUUUAUCCGCCUCAAAAUUAAACAAAUGAUGUUAUUAAAUACAUAAAUUGUAUAUUAAGGAAAUUAGAGAAGGGCAUUAAAUAAAGCCAAUCGUAGCUUUUGAUAGGCUGAGGGAAAUCUUUCUUAGCACGUGUGCGGUCACAGGGAAAUCGUAGAGUUCUGAUAAAAUCAGUCAAUCGAAUAACCAUAAAUAUACAUGCAGUGUUGUUGUAUUGGCGUGCUAUGAAAAAUUUUCGUUUGCUUGCGAGGAGUCACUAAAUAAUUUAACUAUUAGUGCUGGUCAAAUUUUGCAAUGUACCUUCAACGUAUGUAUGUAAUUUUAAAUUAAUUGUUAUAAAACAUAUAUUAGUUGUAAGUAAUCGAAAAUUAUACACAUAAUUAGUAUGUAGUGGCAUAUACUCGUUUGUAAAACAAACCUAAUUGAAAUAGCGACGAACUAUAUGGUAGUUAUUUAAUUAAUAAUAAUUAAUUUUGAAAUAUUUGUUUGGCAUAAAAACGCAAUAGCAAUUUUGGUGAAUUCACGUAAAAUGUGCAACCGAUAUCUCAAAAAAUCAAAAGAUUCAUGUCGAGUGGCCAAAAUCAAACGAUUUAAUGUGCAAGUAUGUGUGAAAUGAGCGUUGCGCCCUAUAAAGACUGUCUGAAGAAAAAAUUCAAAACUGUUGAAGUGUUAUUGCUAAGGUAUAAAUUUUCAAUAGUAACUGUUUUUUAAAAGUCGCGCUUAAAGUGUAUUUUUGGUUAUAUAUUUUGUAAAAACAUUUUUGCUUUUCGCAAACUAUUGCAUUUAUCGUUGAAAAAGAUUACUGAAAUCAUCAAUUGUCAUAUUCCUAAUAGCACUACAUAGCCGAAAUGGUCGUUAACACAUCUCGGUAACAAGAACUUACGAACUUCAUCACCCCAUUAAGAGAUUUUCAAAAGAUGUUAGUGCUCAAGUAAAAUGUAUAUUCCAUUUGAGUAUCAAUUAAAAAUUUCUUUUCGUAUUCAUAAUAGUAUAUAGCUAGUUUACUUGCAUUUAUGUGUACUUUUCCAGAGCUUCUACUCUACUAGUUUGUUUUUCUGAGCAAAGUGUCUCCUCAAAAAUGACGAUUGCAAAUAAGUUACUCAUACGCCAUGAUCGUCAAACAUAGAAAUACUUAAUUCAGGACAAUGUUAUUAAUCUAACACUUGCAUAUUUAGAAAUAGUAACUUUUUAAAACAAAAAAAUGUUCGACGUGGUGCAAAUUAUCAGUUAGGGACUGGUGGAUUUAUUUGAACUAUUUAUAUUUUAUUAAAAAUGCUUAUGAAGAAUCAACCAAAACCUGGAGCGGAAACCGCUUUAAGAACUGCCACAGUGAUCUUAGUGAUAACGUUAAUAAUGAAGACAUUUUGUGUGAAAAAUUGUUUGAUUUUCAGCCAAAUCUCAUUUUAGACACGCACAUACUUCGCGUUAAAACUUUUGAAACAACAUUUACAGCAAUUAACUGUAAUUAGACCAAUUGAGCUAAAAGUCAACAAAUCAAAAUGAGCAAUAUUUUUAUAUUCGAAGCUACGUAGAUACCUACCUUCCUCUUUGAUUAAGUACACAAAUACCCAAAAUACAUACAUACACACAUACAAAUACAUACGCCAAAAUAUAUACAUAUAUGUGCGUGCAUAAAGACAAAAGCGUAGCUGAAGUAGUUUGGGAAAGCCGCUUUUGUCAAAAAUAAAUAUUUUGUUGAACAAACCGUUAUCUAAUCUUAAGAAAAGCAAAAAAAUGUUUAUGAAACAUUGCGAGUAAAUUCUUAGCUUGUAAGUAUUCAUUUACACAAUGCAACAUAUUUCCAAGCUAAACUCUUAUUCAAACAAAGCUGUAUGUGCUUUCAAGCAGCUUUUUAUCAAUUGGUUGAAGCAGCUUAACCCAAACUAGGCAGAUACAGUUUUACGCAUGCAGAAAAAGUUAGGUUAGGUUUUGCUUAAAGAAUCAGAAGUUCCUGCAGCCACUGAGCUUAUGGAACUGUCACCACUGACGAUUUAAGCCAAAUGAUGAUAAUUUCACAUCCAACACCUGCACAUGCACACACACAUGAACAAAGAGCAAUACAUUAGUUGGAUAUAGGAAUCUCCACUGUUAACCAAAUUCACACAGAAACCUAUACACUUAGAAAUCGGGUAUAAAAUGUAAAAAAAGAAUCAAAAAAAUAUAUACUAUAUAUAACAAAUGAAGAAACUUGCAAUAAUUAUUAAAAUAUUAUUAAAUCGUAUAGGCAAAUUCGUAAAUUGUGAGCGGGUAAUCUUAGGUAUUUUAUUAGCAAUAUUGCACCAUUGAAUGGCCUUAGAGAAAGGCUUUAAAUUGUUAUGUUUUCAGAGUUUAACAAAACAAACAAGAUUAUAUAUAAAAGAUAUAACAUAUUAUGUAUUACAACUGAUUAUAUAUUAUUAUUAGAAAAUAUCAAUAGCAGACGUACAAUUUAACUAGGCGAACGGCAAUAAUAACACACACAUACACACAUAUAAACUUGAAAAUUAUAAAUUCAUACAAACAUAUACUAUGCAAACGAUUCAGAACACGGUGUAUAUAUAGGAUGUAUUGGAAUGUUACAAUUUAAACACCUUGAACCAGAUGCAUAUAAAAGCGAAAGCAAAAACAAAAAAAUUUAAAAUAGAAGAAUAGAAUCACAUAAACGAAAGUUAAAGAAAAUAAUACAAUUAACAUUUAAUGCAACGGGAUGCCGUUAGAAUGUAGUUAUUAUGAGUCAAGUUUGGCAUUACAUCCGUCCAAGGGUUCAUUGCUUUGCGCUGCGGACCCACAGUCCACGACGUCAACGCAACGGCGCAGCCGGAGUCGUUUUCCGGUACUCGCCACUCGUUGAACCUAAAAUAUGCGAACUUGCUUUCCUCUUCAAAUCGUCAACAUGACGUACACACACCUGCACACAAGCAUCCAUAUGUACCUUAUGUAUGUUUUAUUUAGAUUUGAUUUCGAUUUUUUGAUAAUUAAAUCCAUUUGUUGUAUUUGUUGCACGCAUUGCAUAUGUAGUAUGUGGUAAUUAUGUGCAAUGUACAAAUAUCACGAACAAAUAAUGUUAAACUUGUUUAUGUUUUUCGCACCAUCAACAUACAUACAUACACACUAAGCACACACUCAUAUACACACAAAUACAUGCAUAUUUUUUACAAGUACAUACAUACAUGCAUAUAUACAAAUGUAUACAUAUACAUAUAUUAGGAAAUUGUAAUAAUAUAAAUUGUUGUGUUCAAUUAUUCUUUAAUUACUUAUCAUUACAUUCAAUAAUUAUUAACUACAUACAUACAUGCAUACAAUAUAAAUAAAUAACGGUUAACGUAUAGUAUAUACAUUAAUUAUAUACUUACGUAAUUAUAACAAAACGCAAAACAAAGUAAAGAAAUCUAAAAUGUUAAACAGAAAUAUUCAAAUGUUCGACAUACGUACAUGAAUGCGUACCCGAAGAAGAAGAAGAAAGGAAUAGUUAUAAUAUUUUGUAAGAAAGUGUAAGUCAUUGUUGCACAUUUCGUUACAUUGUUUGAAAAAUUAAUACAGUUGUUGAAUUUUAAAUACAAUAAUAAUAAUGACAUAAUUCUAAAAUGCAA
Messenger RNA from Bactrocera oleae (olive fruit fly), 8573 nucleotides. Its product is annotated as zinc finger protein ztf-16. Gene Ontology annotation, molecular function: DNA-binding transcription repressor activity, RNA polymerase II-specific; RNA polymerase II cis-regulatory region sequence-specific DNA binding. The record is from RefSeq and is a predicted model, not a curated record. Gene Ontology annotation, cellular component: nucleoplasm. Lineage: Eukaryota; Metazoa; Arthropoda; Insecta; Diptera; Tephritidae. Gene Ontology annotation, biological process: regulation of transcription by RNA polymerase II.